AUGGGACCUUUUCUUCGCUCUUACUUGCCGCUCAUUCUUUCUCUACUGCUGGAUUGUAUUGGCGUAGCAAAUUCAUCAGCAUCCCCAGUAAGAGUUGUACCAGAAAAGCUUGUCAGACGAGCUGCCUGUAUCCCUUCGAGCGGGGCCUCUACAUCAUUCGAUGAUGUACCCAGCAUUCGGCAAGCCAUUACUUUGUGUGGAAAUGGGGGUACAAUCGUCCUUCCCACAGACAGGACGUAUACGCUAAAGUCUCAGCUUGACUUUGCUGGUUGUGUCAACUGUGACUUCCAGAUUGAAGGCAGCCUCAAGGCAUCGGAUGAUCUUGCUUACUGGAACGGCAAAAGAUAUAUGAUACAGCUGAACGGUGUCAAAGGCGCCAAGAUUCGCAGCCUGACAGGCACUGGCCAGAUUGACGGCAAUGGCCAAGCUGCUUGGGAUUGGUUCGCAACAGACACCACUCUCAAGAGACCUGCUUUGCUAGUUAUCUCCGCUUCCACUGAUGUGACGGUGUCUGGGUUGAGGUUCAAGAACGCCCAGAAUGUCUUCGUAAGCGUUGGGAGUAGUUCCUCCCGGUUGCUUUUUUCCGACCUCGACCUAAGGGCCAUAAGCAGGACAUCAAAUCGCCCUAAAAACACGGACGGCUUUGACAUAGGGGAAAGCAAUGAAGUCACCAUAUCUUCUGUUUACGUCGAAAACCAGGACGACUGCAUCGCUUUCAAGCCAGGAUGCAACCACUUGACCGUGACCGGCAUUACUUGCGUAGGAUCCCAUGGUCUGUCUGUAGGGUCACUGGGCAAAUCCCCAGGGAGUUAUGAUACCGUUCAGAAUGUGUAUGUCAAGGGCGCGGUCAUGAGAAACUCUACCAAGGCCGCCGGAAUCAAACUCUACCCUGGUGGCUCUGCUCAUGGAACCGCACUCGUUCGCAAUGUUACCUGGGAAGAUGUGACGGUGGACAACUGCGAAUACGCUUUCCAGCACUCCGCAUGCUAUAACGAAGACAUGUCUUACUGCUCGGCCAAUCCUUCCCAGGCACAAGUCUCAGACAUAUUUGUGAAGAAUUUCCACGGCACGACCAGUUCUAAGAGAGCCUCCACAGUUGCCGAAGUUUACUGUGCUGUCGAAGGUCCGGAUUGUGAGAUCAAAGUUGAGGACUGGAGCGUCAGAUCCCCUAAAUCUGCGUCAAAUUUCCUCUGCGACAAGAUCAGUAGCAGUGACUUGGGCGUCACAUGUGUACAGACGAGUCUAUAG
Messenger RNA from Boeremia exigua, 1248 nucleotides. Its product is annotated as putative extracellular exo-polygalacturonase. The transcript has a single exon. The coding region runs from base 1 to 1248 and encodes 415 amino acids. The record is from RefSeq and is a predicted model, not a curated record. NCBI's taxonomy places the organism in Eukaryota, Fungi, Ascomycota, Dothideomycetes, Pleosporales, Didymellaceae. Gene Ontology annotation, biological process: carbohydrate metabolic process. Gene Ontology annotation, molecular function: polygalacturonase activity.